UGACACCUUUUGACACUUGUCCAAAGUGCAUCCAACUGCCAAACAGACAGGAAAUGUGUGGGCCUACAGCAAUGAAAUUCUGGUUUUAAUUAAGCCAACAAAAUGAAAGCCACUUUGUGUGUAUUAUCAGUGUUUUCGCUGUGCCUCGUGUUUGUGGCCAAUGCGGUGGUUCAGGAUGGGGACUUCGUCGAACCCGCCACCUUCAAGAGUUACUACUCAUCCUGCAAGGCUCUGAACCCCAAAAAGAGUGGCGUCCAAACGAUCAAAAUCGGCAAAGACAAGGUGGACGUCUACUGUGACUCCACGAUUGCCGGAAAGGGUUGGCAGGUCAUCCAGCGACGGGUCAGUUCCGAGGAGAACUUCUUCCGUAAUUGGACCUCCUACCAGUCGGGUUUCGGUGACCUCAAGGGCAACUAUUUCCUGGGCCUAAGCUUGCUGAACAGGAUUACCACCCAGGAGCCCCAGGAACUUUACAUUCAACUGGUGGACUUCAAUAACACCGCCCAAUACGCACACUACAGUCUGUUCACUGUGGCCGAUGUGUACAGUAACUACACACUAAUCCAGCUAGGAUCCUACAAUGGAACCGCCGGGGAAAGUCUCAGUUAUCAUUUGGGAAUGCCUUUCAGUACAUUUGACAAGGAUAACGAUCGUAGUUACUUUAAUUGUGCCGCCAAGUACUUUGGGGCCUGGUGGUACAACGACUGCAUGGCCAGUAAUCUGAAUGGCGUCUAUUUGGGUGGCGAUUUCUUGGACCCCGAACUCUAUGGAAAGGGCAUAACCUGGGCCAUGGGCAAGGGCUUCUCGUAUAGCUACAAAACUGUGACCAUGAUGGUGCGAUCCAAACUCUGAUCUGUAGGAAAAUUAUUUUAAAAAAUAAACUAAUUUAUUGAAUAAAUCUUCAAAAAGGCUUUCAUAUCAGUA
Drosophila bipectinata is the source of this 924-nucleotide messenger RNA. Its product is annotated as ficolin-1-like. Lineage: Eukaryota; Metazoa; Arthropoda; Insecta; Diptera; Drosophilidae. The record is from RefSeq and is a predicted model, not a curated record.